AUGCGUCGCACUCCGCGUCCCCGCUGCGGGCACGGCCCCAACCUUGCCUCGCUGACCAACCAAGUCAAUCGCAGUGAGCGGCUGCGCAAGUGGGGCAGUGCCGGGGCCCCGCCAGGGAUUCCCCGCAUCCCGCGGCUGGAGGCCAAGUCCAUCGCCGUCCUGCACGAGUCGCCCAAAGUGAUGCUGGCUGGACGCAAUCACUGCAACAACUUUGACAGCAACCAGUACAUGCUGAUCAAUAGGGCCACGAAGCACUGCAUGCUCAUCGACGCCGCGGAUGACUGGCCGGAUGACUGGGCCGCCUUCAUCGCCUCCUCGUCGCUCACCCUGACGCACAUUUUUCUCACACACUGUCAUAUUGACAACGUCAUCAACUUGAAUGCCUUUCUGAGCAUCUGUGGACGUCGGCAGCAGCAGCCGAGAGAGCACGACAAGGAGGAGCUAGAUUUGGAACACGCGGAAGGUAGUGACGGUAGUGAGGAGAUUGCCCUCCUGUGGUGCCCCGCGGAGGAGUGCUGGGUGCAGAAUUUUGGGCGUGCCUGCGAGCGCUACCGCCGCUUUGAAGAGAUGCAUGUGACCUUGCCCAUGAUGCGGCGGAACCUCUACACGCCGCAGCACAUGGGGGACGCUGCAGCCUCCGGGUUUCCUGACCCGCGUGCCGCUCGCCGGGGUUUUUUUCGGCGAAACGACAUGCUCCUCUCCACCGCCACGAAUCGGGCAUCCUCGUUCAUCGACUUUGGGGAUGGCGUGCUGCUGUACUACAUCUUCUCCCCAGGUCAUUCGCCGGGCCACAUGAUGCUGCACGUGCCCACAGAAAAGCUCCUCUUCACGGGCGAUCUUCUGUUUUACAACAAAGUGGGCCGCGUGGACUUGCCGUGGGCGACGGGAACCCGCCUCGCCGAGAGCCUGCGGCUGUUUGAGGUCAUGCCGGACAACACCGUCGUGUUGCCUGGUCACGGGCGCAUGACAACGCUGGGGCGGGAGCGCCGCGAAAACAAGGCGCUGCGGCAGUGUUACCAGCGGCAGGAGAUUGGGCAGCAGACGGUCUCCAUUGGGUUCAAUGAGGGGUACCUUUAG
Messenger RNA from Trypanosoma conorhini, 1077 nucleotides. Its product is annotated as metallo-beta-lactamase-like protein. NCBI's taxonomy places the organism in Eukaryota, Euglenozoa, Kinetoplastea, Trypanosomatida, Trypanosomatidae. The record is from RefSeq and is a predicted model, not a curated record. The coding region runs from base 1 to 1077 and encodes 358 amino acids. The transcript has a single exon.